UCCCGGGGGGGGGGUGGGGGGGUGGAGGCGGAGUCCGCCAUCGCCGCCAGGGGGCGCCGUCGGGGGCGGCGCGCGGCCGCCGCGGCCUCUCCUGUCGCCCCCGGAGCCCCGCCCCCUCCGCUCGUGCCGCCGGAAGUGGGCGGUGUCGCGCGCGCGGGCCGCGCUCGACCCCUCCCCCCGCGGCCGGCCGUCCCCCUCCCCCCCGCUCCGCCCGCUCAGGUGCGUCCUCGGGGGGCGCGGCGCGGCGCGGCGCGGCGCGGGAGGUACAGCGCGCCAUGGCGGCUUCUGAAGUAGCUGGACUUGGGGCCAAUGCCACCAGUCCUCCAGAAUCCUCUUCUAGUCUAUGUGCUUCCAAGUCAGACGAAGGGCUCCCCGAUGCUCUAAGUCCCAAAGACCCUGUGCAGAAGCAGAAGAACUCGCCACCAUCGAGUAUAAGUAGCCAAAUGAUCACGAAGGAGAAUAACAGGAAUGUGCGUGUGGAUCACCCCGAGCAGAAUCCUGGCUCAUCUGCGGGCGACCCUGCAGCAGCCCACCCGGAGGCCUUAGGAGAGAACUCGGUAGCCACGGCCCUUUGUCUCUCUGGCAGUGGCUCUCAGUCUGAUUUGAAGGACUUGGCCACCACAGCAGGAGAGGAAGGGGACAUGAGCCUCCAGGAGAGCCUCCAUCCGGUCGCUCGGUCCCUUAAGGCAGGGGGCCAUGCAAAGCAGCUUGCCUCCAGGAAUUGUUCCGAAGAGAAAUCCCCACAAGGCUCCAUCCUAAAGGAAGCUAGCAAGGACACAGGCUUGGAUUUCCGACCUGGAGUGCCUCCGGCAAAUGGGGUUGAAGGAGUCCGAGUGGAGCCGGAGGAUGAUCAGGACAGCUCUUCCCUGAAGCUUUCUCAGAACAUCGCUGUGCAGACUGACUUUAAGACGGCUGAUUCCGAAGUAAACACAGAUCAAGAUAUUGAAAAGAAUUUGGACAAAAUGAUGACAGAGAGAACUCUGUUGAAGGAGCGGUAUCAGGAAGUCCUGGAUAAGCAGAGACAGGUGGAGAAUCAGCUCCAAGUGCAACUAAAGCAACUGCAGCAAAGGAGAGAAGAGGAAAUGAAGAAUCACCAGGAGAUACUGAAGGCUAUUCAGGAUGUGACCAUAAAGCGGGAAGAAACAAAGAAGAAAAUAGAGAAAGAAAAGAAGGAGUUUUUGCAGAAGGAGCAGGAUCUGAAAGCUGAAAUUGAGAAGCUUUGUGAGAAAGGCAGAAGAGAAGUGUGGGAAAUGGAACUGGAUAGACUGAAGAAUCAGGAUGGUGAAAUUAAUCGUAACAUUAUGGAAGAGACAGAACGAGCCUGGAAAGCGGAGAUCUUAUCACUAGAGAGUCGGAAAGAAUUGCUGGUAUUGAAACUAGAAGAAGCAGAAAAAGAAGCAGAGCUUCAUCUUACUUACCUCAAGUCAACUCCUCCAACAUUGGAGACAGUUCGUUCCAAACAGGAGUGGGAGACAAGACUGAAUGGAGUUCGGAUGAUGAAGAAGAAUGUCCGUGACCAAUUUAAUAGUCACAUCCAGCUAGUGAGGAAUGGAGCCAAGCUAAGCAGCCUUCCUCAAAUCCCCACCCCCACUUUGCCUCCGCCCCCCUCAGAGACAGACUUCAUGCUUCAAGUGUUUCAACCCAGUCCCUCCCUGGCUCCUCGGAUGCCCUUCUCCAUUGGGCAGGUCACAAUGCCCAUGGUUAUGCCCAGUGCAGAUCCUCGUUCCUUGUCUUUCCCAAUCCUGAAUCCUACCCUGUCACAGUCCAACCAGCCUUCCCCACCCCUUCCUGGCUCCCAUGGGAGAAAUAGCCCUGGUCUGGGUUCCCUUGUCAGCCCCCACGGCCCACACAUGCCUCCUGCCGCCUCCAUCCCGCCUCCCCCAGGCCUGGGCGGUGUUAAGGCCUCUACUGAAACUCCCAGGCCCCAACCAGUAGACAAACUGGAGAAGAUCCUGGAGAAGCUGCUGACACGGUUCCCACAGUGCAAUAAGGCCCAGCUGACCAACAUUCUUCAGCAGAUCAAGACAGCACGCACCACGAUGGCUGGCCUGACGAUGGAGGAACUGAUCCAGCUGGUAGCUGCGCGGCUGGCAGAGCAUGAGCGGGCAGCAGCAGGUACUCAGCCACUUGGUCGGAUCCGGGCCUUGUAUCCUGCCCCCCUGACCCAAAUCAGUACCCCGAUGUUCUUGCCCUCUGCCCAGGUUUCAUAUUCUGGAAGGUCUUCACAGGCUCCCGCCACCUGUAAGCUGUGUCUGAUGUGCCAGAAACUUGUCCAGCCCAGUGAGCUGCACCCCAUGGCAUGUACUCAUGUAUUGCACAAGGAGUGUAUUAAAUUCUGGGCCCAGACCAACACAAAUGACACUUGUCCCUUUUGUCCAACUCUUAAAUGACCGACCUGUCUGAUCAGGAAGAAGAGGAGGAACUGAUGUGAGCAGGAAGCGCGGGUUGGAGAUUUCUAAAACUCUAUAUUUAUACAGUGAUAUAUACUCAUGCCAUGUACAUUUUUAUUCUAUAGGUAAUGUGUGUAUAGAAAGUCUGUAUUCAGCUGUUCGUAAAUGAAAAUAUGUAUAUAACGCAGAAACAUUGUUUCCCCCUCAUCUUGCAGUCCUUUUGGGGGAGGCAGAUUGUAGAGAAGAUUUUGUUUAGUUUGGUCUCGGAAUUAUAAUAUCUUGUUUUCAAAUACAUCUAGGAAGCUGCUGUCGCUCUAAGGCCAUCCUGCUUUGGUUUGGCUCAGCCCCUAGUCCAUUUUCUUAAGGCUCAUGUGUGCAGAUUUGCAGCCUGGUGCUCACCUGCUGUCCAACCAGAUGCCUUGCUUGCGGAGAGCCUCUGGAAGCCUCAGUGUUGUAGCCGCUCCACUCUGAACAGAUAAAAUAAGACUCUUGAAGGGAAAGAUGUAAUCCUAAUUGACUUCUCGUUGAAUAUUUUA
This is a messenger RNA of Perognathus longimembris pacificus (Pacific pocket mouse), 2926 nucleotides long. It is a transcript of the gene Rnf214, whose product is annotated as ring finger protein 214. Lineage: Eukaryota; Metazoa; Chordata; Mammalia; Rodentia; Heteromyidae. Gene Ontology annotation, molecular function: ubiquitin-protein transferase activity. The transcript is spliced from 15 exons. The record is from RefSeq and is a predicted model, not a curated record. The coding region runs from base 276 to 2390 and encodes 704 amino acids.